GAUAGGGCCCGUCGUUGUGGACUAUGAAUCCCAUUGUUCGGGCGGAGACACAAGCAUCUCGACAUUAUAUCCAGUUUCUCUGUUUACUGUGCUAAUGCAAAUACAAAUAAGAGUAAUGGAGAGCACUGUAUAAUACGGCAUACUUAGCAUACUGAUAGGUAUUAGGCCUACACAGAUCAACACAUGGUUCACUUGAGGGUGCUGUUAAAAUAGGUCCAAAUAUCAUCAUUAGUAAUCUCGAUCAACUCAAACCAUUGUUUAUCACCUGGGAACUCUUGCAACUUUAUUGCAACUUUCUUAAGACGCAUUAAACGGAGGUUUUAACAUGAGCCAUUUGCUUCACUGUAUGGCAACAGCCGUACAUUCAUUUGUACCCUGAUAUUUGGUGAGCUACUCUCCAGUUGAAAAAUGCCCAAUUUCUUAUGGACGCUAUCUGUGAUGUUACUCUCUGAACUGGCCUUACUUGAGAACACUAGAUUAGACUGUAUCUGUGACGCAAUUUUUGGGGGAGGAAAUCUGUUGAGGUCAAUGUUUCCAUGUGUUGCAUUGUCAAUAUGUAGAUAGCCUAAAGGCUUCCUGGUCUUUAAAGAUAACCUCUUGAUAAUGUAUACUGUAUACUAUAAUGUGGGCCUAUUGAUAUUUUCAUGUAAAGCCUCCUGUAAUAUUGUGGCAUUUUUUCCUUAAAUGUGUAAUUUAUUGAUUUGCAGGAUCACUAAAGCCUUCCAAAUUGAGGAUAAUUACUGUUAUUUUUGUUGUUGUUGAACAGCGAUGAGGGCGCCUCUGAAUGUGUUUUUAUCAUUAGUUCUCCGCACACAUGAGCGCAAUGCGAGCUCACCGCGCCACCUACCGGUCCUUUCCGGAACAACACCACUAGGCGAGAAAAAGCCUGUCAAAUAGAUGAGCCCUAGACACAGCAAGCGCUCGACAGGAGAGCAUCUCCCUCUCGGAGUCGGCUCUCGGUUAAUGCACGAUGGUAGGGAAGAGCGGCCCGCCUUCCCCGAUGGCUGAGUGAGUGAGGAUGCGACUCCCCAGCUCCAUAUUUGUGUCGGUGUCUCUGUUCACGGCUGAGACCACGGCAGCCCUCUACCUCAGCUCCACAUACCGCUCCGACGGCGACCAGAUCUGGCAAGGGCUCACCCUCCUCUUCACCCUAGUAACGUCGGUGCUCGUGCAGCUAACGCUCACCUUCAUUCACCGGGACCUUAGCAGGGACCGACCGCUUGUUCUGCUGCUUCACAUCCUGCAGCUCGGACCCAUCGUGAGGUGUCUGGAGGCGUUCUGUAUCUACGGCAGUGUGGGCCGGGUAGAGGAGCCUUAUGUCAGCAUCACGCGGAAGCGCCAGAUGCCCAGGGGGGGCCAGUCUGAGGAGGUGGAGAGACAGGUGGGGCAGGCAGAGGGCAAGCUGUUCACCCACCGUGCCGCCUUCGCCCGCACCUCUGUCAUCCAGGCCUUCCUGGGCUCCGCCCCCCAGCUCACCCUGCAGCUCUACAUCUGUGUCCUGCAGCAGGGGGUGUCCAUCGGCAGAGGCACCCUCAUGGUGAUCUCCCUGCUGUCCAUCGUAUAUGGAGCCCUGCGCUGCAACAUCCUGGCCAUCAAGAUCAAGUAUGACGACUACGAGGUGGACGUACGUCCCGCUGCCUACCUCUGCAUAUUCCUGUGGCGCAGCUUCGAGAUCGCCACACGCGUCACCGUCCUGGUCCUCUUCAGCUCCGUACUGCAGCUCUGGAUCCUCCCUGUGGUUCUGCUCAACUUCUUCCUCUUCUUCCUCUACCCGUGGAUGCUGUUUUGGCAGAGCCACUCGCCCUUCCCGGAGAACAUCGAGAAGACCCUAACCCGGGUGGGCACCACCAUCGUCCUCUGUCUCCUCACGUUCCUCUACGCAGGCAUMAACAUGUUCUGCUGGUCGGCGGUGCAGCUGAAGCUCAACGACCCAGACCUGAUCAACAAGUCUCAGAACUGGUAUCGCAUGGCCGUGUACUACAUGCUGAGGUUCGUGGAGAACGCCUCUCUGCUUCUGCUGUGGUACAUCUACAAGACAGACUUCUAUAGGUUCAUCUGUGCUCCGUUGUUAGUGCUGCAGCUGCUGGUGGCCUACGCUAUGGCCAUCUUCUUCAUGCUGGUGUUCUAUCAGUUCUGCCACCCCUGUAGGAAGCUCUUCUCCUCCAAUAUGACCCAAGGCCUGUGGGACUGCUCCGCCCUGCUCUGUCUAGUCUGCUACGCUCCUGAUAGGGACGCCGUCAGGCCAAUAGAGAAGGCUGGUCUGGACCCUCUGGCCCCCGACCCCACCCCCCACACGGAGACAGCCAAUGACACGUCAUAUGAUGUGGCCAAUGACACGGCAUAUACCAUGCCCAAUGACACAAUGACCUAUGACAUGCCCAAUGACACGACUCAUGAAGUGUUGAGCGAGAUGAACGGCGACGUAAGCCACAGUCUGUCCAGCAACACUUAAAGAGCCGUGAUUGGUUGUGUGUAGGGUAGGGCUGCACGAUAUGGGCAAAAACUCUAAUUGCGAUUUUUGGACCAAAUAUUGUGAUUGUGAUUUGACUUGCGAUAUAGAUACAAAACCCUUGGCUGAACUGUUGGAAUCAUUGAAAUAGAAUGACUUAUAUUAAGAAACAAAGUGGAAAGUAGCGUUGGCCUUGUUUGGAACUGUUGACUGCAUUUGACCUAACAGAACAGCAUGCAAAUGUAUAGUGAAUCUAACAGCGAGGAGGAGGAACUGCACUGCUUGAUUGACCUGGGCUGGAGCUUGGUGUGUGUGGGAAGCAGUCGCAAUAGAAGAGAGAGAGAGACGACAAACCCGAGUCAACUAUAAAAACGGACGAUACACACAGCUUAGUGCCGUUUAAAAAUAUUGCAUGCGAUAUGGAUCUCUUGCGAUAUGGCUUUUGCAAAUGUCAAUAUUGUGAUUUGAUGUGAAUUCUAUUAAUUCUUCAGCCCUAGUAUAGGGUCAGGAGUGUUCCUAAACUUGUGACUGAACCAGGAAGAGGCUUUCCUGUUCAGGUCAUGUGGUCUGGAAAUACUCCUGGUCCUAGUUAUGUGCCAUUCAGAGGAAGGUGUACACACAGAGCAACAUUUGCUGUACUGUCUCCUUCUGUAAUCCUUUAAGUGCCAUAUGAACCCCUCUGCCCUACCUGUCAGUUAAGUUUACACUGAACUAGGGUUGCAAAAUUCCGUUAACUUUUCAAAAAGUCCCUGGUUUUCCAACCAGGAUUUCUGGAAAACCAGGGAAUUUUGGGAAAGUUACUUGAAUUUUGCAACUCUACUCUGAACCGUAAUCUGAACUAUACACUGAACUGUACUCUGAACCAUACUCUGAACUGUAAUCUUAACCGUACUCUGAACCGUAAUCUGAACCGUACUCUGAACCAUAAUCUGAACCAUACACUGAACCAUACACUGAACCAUAAUCUGAACCGUACUCUGAACC
Salvelinus sp. IW2-2015 is the source of this 3433-nucleotide messenger RNA. It is a transcript of the gene xk, whose product is annotated as X-linked Kx blood group (McLeod syndrome). The record is from RefSeq and is a predicted model, not a curated record. NCBI's taxonomy places the organism in Eukaryota, Metazoa, Chordata, Actinopteri, Salmoniformes, Salmonidae. Gene Ontology annotation, cellular component: membrane.